AAUCUAAAGUAAAAUGUGAUCACUUGCCAAAAGUCAAAUUGUCAACUUCAAAAGUAAACAAAAAAGUAUGAUACCGCUUGUUGACGUAAAGCGGUAAAUAUUAAGUUAACUGUUAACGAAUUUACUUUGUUAUUAUACGUCAGUGGCGUGUUCCUGGUUGAUUUAAUGUAUAAAGCAUGACUUUACAGCUGCAAUGUUUAGAAUGGUAUAAUCUGGAGUGUCAAGGCUGUGUACACUUAACUUGGCUGUCCACCCUGAUCUGGACAUCUUAAAGUUCAAAAGGUCAUUUACACUUCAUGUUUAGUAACAUAAAAUCUUCAGUGAAUGAAUGAAAACCAGAAACUAUCACUGAAUGUCAGGAGCCUCUUUUGGAGUGAAGUUAUGAAUGAUUUUAGGAACUUUCCUUUGAUUCAUGAAAAAAUAAAGAAAAUUUUGCAGAUUUAAGGGAAGUUGGCUGAGGACUAGAUGAAGAAGUGGAAAAAAACCUUGAAGAUUGUACAAAGGUCUUAAGAAACAAAACUGGAAGAACAUUAAAUCAUCAGAAGACAGUGACCAAAAGAUCUGAAGAAGAAGAAUCAUUGUAUGCAUUUGCAAUGUGAACAUCACAGAGAUUUUUUGGAACGUAACUUAAAAAUCACUUAGCUUCACCAAAUAUUUACAACCCCUACAUCACCAUCGUGAUAAAUUAAAAAUAGCUGGAAAGCAACUUCCUAUAAAAGUGUUUCUUGAGACUAGACCAGGACAAAAGAAACCUUAAUCAACUUUAGCUCCUGAUGUUCUGAAAUUCCACCGAACUCUUACAUACAUCCUGAGGUUAUUGCUCCAGGCCAAGGAAGUAUCAGAUAUGAAAAGGUUAAGCAACUUCCUUGGUGUGGUGGAAUGUUUUUGACAUUCAAGAACAAGAAAGAAGAGGGAUGAUUUAAAUCUGUUGGCCUGCAGCUUGGGUAUGAGUGGAGAGCUUCCAGUACAAAUUUACGACCAGCAUAGGUGCCAUGGGUUGCUGACGUUAGUUCCUGUCACUUAGAAAUCUGAGGGGCAACAUGGAACCUAGGUGUGAUAGUUGUGCCUUCUAUUUCACAAAAGAAGACAUAAAGAAUCUGAAAAUUAGAGUCAUUUUGCAGCAGUUGACAGGAACUCAGCUGGUUGAUGCCUCCCCUAGAGUAGUUGAAGGAACAGCUGGGGGAGACCUUACACUUAGCAAUUUUAUCCCUUUGUCUACUUUCUCUGCAUCGUCUUCAGAGAGAUCAAAUAAGCAACAGCAACUUAUAGUGUGGCAACAGAAAAUACUAAGUGCCAGUGAAGUUCACGAGUACAGCAGGUCAAUUUAUGCAAACAACUCAAAGUACAGAGAGUGGCAUGCUCAGGCUAUCAAAUUGAAAAAGAAAAAAGCUUGGAAGAAAAGGAUCUUCACAUACAUUCAUGAAGAUGAUUAUCAGUCAAGAAUACAUGAACCUGCAUCAACAUCUGAAGGGUUGGAGCCAGAAAUCUUGGUUCGAAGGAGAAAUAAUUCUACUAUUAGGAGGGACAGCAAGGAUAGCAUCAAUCAUUCAGAGCCAACGUGCAAAGAAAAGAAGAAAACUGAGGCAAAAAGAGAUGCAACUGCAGAGCAGCAAUAUUUCUACAUCAUGGCUGAUUUAGCCCCACCUGAAAGCCUGGGAGAUAGCAGAGCAUAUGAGGUAAUUCUAUGCGCAUUGCGUUUUAAUGUCAGGGGUCUUCUCACAGUAACCCCCGACUUCAGUAAACCAAACACCAAGCCUUAUAGGUUAGAAAGUUUUGGCUCUGACAAUGCUUUGUACGAAUACAGCAUUAGCCAUGCCUCUCAUUUACGUUCUGCUGAAGAGAAGAAGAAGGACCAACAGAUGACACAUCAAAUGGAACGUCAGCGAAUUGAGGAAAUACAACAGAAGGUUGGGUCUAACUGGGAUGAUGAUUAUGUGAAGGAGGGGGAACUUCGUCUCAUUGUUAAUGGAGAAAUUGCAAGAGCCCAUCACUUUGAUGAAGCUGAUAAACUGUACAUACACUAUAUGUUGCAUCUUCCACCUGGAUGGAAGGUCAACAAAGGUUCUGUGUGUGAAGGUUUUACACCUGCUUGCUCUAUGAAGUAUGUAGAUGAUGUCCCAACUGCUCACUAUUCUACACCUUUUGUGAUUGAUGUCACUCGUUCAAAAUCAGGUCGGGAUUGGCCAGUAUUAUUACUUGGAUCUUUUUCAAUUGACUGGUGGGACAGAGAUCGAGAUGAAGGCUAUGCAGCUUUUGUCCUACCAAUACCAGAGCAAGAGCAGAAUGAAGGUGAUCAUGAGAAAGGAAAUGAUGUUCAUUCUGUUUUAACCUGGAGACCAGCCCAGACAUCCCCAUUUUCUAAAAUGCGCAGAUACUUUCUCGGGGGAUGUCAGCUGUUGACUGAUUCAUCCUACCUUGUUGUUGGAGCAAAUGUCAAGAAUGGGCAAGCAAGUCGUCUUGGGUUUAGCACUAUAAGUAGUGGUGUUGUAGAAUUAAGGACAAACUCAAUACUGCAAACUGGUGAUGCUGACAUGAAUCCUUCGGCUAUCAAGGGAUUGCAUUCCUCCACAUGGCAACUCUCAACUCAUGCAGUACUUGAGGCAUUUCAGCGAUCUCGGCAAAAGCUAAGGGCUGCUAAGCAGGGUUUGAUAUAAUUAGCUUUUCUGAUUGCUUUGGAAAGUGCAAAACUGGUAAGUUUUUGAGCUUUCUAAAUACAGAAAUUCAUUACCGUCCAAGUUAGUUUGUUCCCAGCGGAUUCUCAAAUAUUACUACAAGUCAGUUUUUAACUUAAGAAGGUGGACUUCACAAGAUUUCAAAUGGUUAGAUGAUACUGUAAAGGGAAAGUCACCUUCCAUUUUUUUGCUGAAAAGGACUAGACUUUGCUAGCGCCCCAGUCGCGUGGUCGGUAUGGUGUUGGCAUGCCACAUCGGUGGCCGUGAGUUUGAUUCUCGGGCAUUCCAUUGAGGAGUGAGAGAUGUCUCUUUCUGGUCAUACAAGUUCACUCUCACUGUGGUUUGGAAGUCACGUAAAGCCAUUGGUCCCAUUGCUAAAUAACCACUGGUUCCAUGCAACGUAAAAACACCAUACAAACAAACAAAAAAUGCUUUGCUAAGUACAGUUAAAUUUAGCUUGUAGUAAAAAUGGAUAUGCCUUAUAACUUGUUGACUAGUCACUUAGACAUGUGGUGCUGUAAACUAAGCCAAAAGUAACUUUUGAAAUUUUCAUUUUAAGAUGCACAGUAUGAACAAACCAUUGUUAUGCACAAACAUUUUUUGCUCGUCUUCUUGGCCUCUACUAUUCCAGAAUUCCAGCCAAUUAUGUUGGUGGUAGUUAACAAAUAAGCAAAGCCACCAAACUUGUGGGUGUACUUUAUCUCUUAUUCUCAGUAUCGUGGUGACUUUGCUUGCAUUUACUGAGGUGGGAGGGAUUCUGUGUAAAGCAGUUGAUCAUUUCAGUUAUAGUAUAAGAUGUUUUCAUUUUUUUUGUUCAUAUGAAAGUAUGGUACAUUACUCAGGACAUGGCAUAGAACUUUUUAGUUGGAAGACAGUUGAAGAUGUUUAGAUUGUUUGUUCAUCGAUAUAUGUGCUGUACAUUGAUGAAUGGCUGUAUGAUGUUGAGGAUGUUAAAUUAGACCUCAUCCAUAUGUAUGUCAUUUUGAAUUACGGUACUACUACACAUUAAAUGUGUUCUCAUCUCA
This is a messenger RNA of Macrobrachium nipponense, 3697 nucleotides long. RefSeq names its product tectonic-like complex member MKS1 (gene Mks1). Gene Ontology annotation, cellular component: MKS complex. Lineage: Eukaryota; Metazoa; Arthropoda; Malacostraca; Decapoda; Palaemonidae. Bases 1041 to 2654 code for a protein of 537 amino acids. Gene Ontology annotation, biological process: cilium assembly. The transcript is spliced from 15 exons. The record is from RefSeq and is a predicted model, not a curated record.